AUGACGGCUGAAACAACAAAAGUCCUCAUUGUUGGCGCAACUGGGUAUAUUGGCGGUUCGAUCCUUGCCGAGAUAUUGCACUCUCCAGGCUUCGCCAGUCCAUGUGCAUCGGCCUUGAUUCGUCGACCAGAACAAGCCGCAGCCCUCGAGACCUUAGGGGUGAAACCCAUUCAAUUCAAGGGUUUAGACGACUUGGACGCCUGCAGAGAUGCUGCAUCUUAUCAUGAUGUUGUGAUCAAUGCAGCAUCCGCAUCCCAUGAUCGCUCUGCUAAAGCACUCAUCGAAGGCCUAAGUUUAAGAAGACAAAACACAGGAAAAGACGUGUUCAUGAUCCAUACUUCUGGAACCUCCAUCCUUGGCGAUCACCCCUACACAGGCACGCCACAGACACACAAAAUCUGGUCGGACAUGACCAAUGAAGUGUUUCAAAUGGAAAUAACUCAUCCUGAAAGGUAUGGACAGCGAGUUACUGAUGUAACAGUCGUCGAAACCGGUCAGAAGCUUGGCGUUAAAACAUUUAUUGUCGUGCCGCCAACUAUCUACGGGGAAGGUUCCGGUCCAUUUGCAACACUGAGCCAACAAAUUCCGAAUCUUGCACGAUUCGCCCGGAAGCUAGGUUCAGCGGCUGUGAUUGAGAGCGGGCAAGGUAUUUGGAACCAUGUGCAUAUUUCUGACCUGUCACGUUUCUACGUUCUGCUCCUCCGUGCUGUCCUAGAACAGCCUCCUUGGCUUCCGUCUGGCCCGAAAGCAAUAUUUUUUGUUGAGAGUGGUGAACAUACAUGGAAACAAGUCAGCCAAGGCAUUGCGCAUGCUAUGCAUAAGCAGAAUCUACUAGCGACGACUCAAGUGGAGUCGGUCGGUCUCCACGAAGCAGCGACGCACAUUACUGCGGGAAAUGAGAACUUGGUGGAGAUAACGCUUGCUUCUAAUGCAAGAGCUCGGGCAGAUUUCGCUCGCUCGAAGCUUGGUUGGUCUACGAGUCGCGGAGACGAGGAUUUCUUAAAUCAUUUCGAAGCCGAAAUAGCAAGCAUGGAGGAAGAGUUUAAGGAGUGA
Penicillium cataractarum is the source of this 1053-nucleotide messenger RNA. RefSeq lists its product as uncharacterized. The transcript has 7 exons. Lineage: Eukaryota; Fungi; Ascomycota; Eurotiomycetes; Eurotiales; Aspergillaceae. The coding region runs from base 1 to 1053 and encodes 350 amino acids. The record is from RefSeq and is a predicted model, not a curated record.